This is a messenger RNA of Aspergillus tubingensis, 300 nucleotides long. RefSeq lists its product as uncharacterized. The transcript has a single exon. The record is from RefSeq and is a predicted model, not a curated record. Bases 1 to 300 code for a protein of 99 amino acids. Lineage: Eukaryota; Fungi; Ascomycota; Eurotiomycetes; Eurotiales; Aspergillaceae.
AUGUACAUCGGUAGUCGUCGUCCAAACAAUAUCGUCUUGACUCAGGUGAACACCUUGCCAACAUUCGGCAUUGCCUGUGCUGCUGCUAUCGACGGCCAGAGUAGCGACACAAACGAGGGAUCAGCCGUUGGAAUUCCUGGGAGCUGGUCCUGCGCCGCCUCUGUAGCACUGCGCCUUCUUGCUGAAAAGGGAGGCCUCGUUACUGCCAGGUCAGCGGCAGCUAUCGUCUAUGUCAGCCAAGGAUGCCUAGAGCAAACAGAAAGCAAAGGGUUCACGGAUUUGAAUGCCGCCACUGCUUGA